Molecule: messenger RNA, 1309 nt
Organism: Nematolebias whitei (Rio pearlfish)
Lineage: Eukaryota; Metazoa; Chordata; Actinopteri; Cyprinodontiformes; Rivulidae
Gene: atf1
Product: activating transcription factor 1
Exons: 8
Coding region: 178-1107 (309 amino acids)
Biological process (GO): regulation of transcription by RNA polymerase II
Cellular component (GO): nucleus; ATF4-CREB1 transcription factor complex
Molecular function (GO): DNA-binding transcription factor activity, RNA polymerase II-specific; protein binding; RNA polymerase II cis-regulatory region sequence-specific DNA binding
Source: RefSeq, a predicted model, not a curated record
UUCCUUUGGGGGGAAAAGGUGGUCAGCUAUUUUUUAGCUGUCAUCUUUGUGUUUUUAGCCGUUAGCCAUUACUGCUAAGUAACUACACAGGUCACUUAUUUCACGAAAGUCUGUGCACGAAUUGCCCGAACUUCCCGCUGUGAGCAAGAACAGUUAGACGUCAUUUGAAAAGUUACUAUGGAAGAAGUACAACAGGGCAGCACUGAAUCACGGCCAGCAACCAUUUCCAUGUCCUUCACACCCUCUCAGUUCUCACAGAUAGCCCAGCAGAUGUCAUCGGGUGGUUCUUCUGUGGCUGUUGUGCAGCUGCCCGGGGGUCAGUUCCAGGUUCAAGGGGUGAUCCAGUCAGCACAGCCAUCAGUCAUUCAGUCCCUUCAGGUGCAGCCUGCACAGCCCCAGGGCACUGAUAGUGAAGAUUCACAGGACUCAUCUGAUAGUGGAUCAACAGCCCAAAAGACAAGAGAAAUACUGGCAAGACGGCCUUCAUACAGAAAAAUCUUAAAUGACCUUUCAUCAGAGGAAACAUCACACAUCGAAGGGAAGGAUGGCAGCCCUUCAUCCACAGGAAUGACAGGUGUUACAGUACCAACCACCCCAAUCUACCAAACCAGCAGCGGCCAGUACAUUACCAUUGCUCCUAAUGGCACAAUCCAGCUGGCAACGCCAGGGUCGGAAGGCAUUCAGGGACUCCAGGCUGUCACUAUGGCUAACUCUAGUGGAGCACAGCAAGGCCACACCAUCCUUCAGUAUGCCCAGACACCUGAUGGCCAGCAGAUACUAGUGCCUAGCAAUCAGGUCGUCGUACAAGGUGCAGGAGGAGAAGUGCAAACAUACCAGAUUCGCACAGCACCCACAAAUGCCUCCAUUCCUCAGACUGUAGUUAUGACCUCUCCUGUUGGACUGUCCCAGACCAAGAGUGAUGAUCCAACAAUGAAGAGAGAAAUCAGGCUUGCAAAAAACAGAGAGGCAGCCCGUGAAUGUCGACGGAAGAAAAAGGAAUACGUAAAAUGUCUGGAAAACCGCGUCGCUGUCCUUGAGAACCAAAACAAGACUCUGAUUGAAGAACUUAAAACGUUAAAGGAUCUUUACUGCGUCAAAACGGGAUAACCUUCAUGUGUGCAGACCAAGGAUUGAGACGGCGUCAGAGUGGCACACUUCAGUCAUUUGGACAAGUCUGGGUUUCUGGGAACACUUCAUUUCAGGCUGAGAGUCUCCAGUUUGUUGUUGUUUUUUGUUUUUUUUGUUUUUUACUCUGAUAUAAAAGUGACUCAUGACUGUGAGACUUACUGGACAAAUUGGCCAUCUUUUU